AUGGCCAAGGAACAAUUGCAGGUGCUGAACGCAUUGGAUGUUGCAAAGACACAAUGGUACCACUUCACGGCCAUUGUGAUUGCUGGGAUGGGUUUCUUUACCGAUGCCUAUGACCUCUUCUGCAUCUCUCUUGUUACCAAGCUCCUUGGCCGCUUGUACUACUACGAUGGCUCCGAUAACCCGGGUUCUCUUCCGUCCAACGUCUCCUCUGCCAUCAAUGGCGUUGCAUUCUGCGGCACCCUGGCCGGCCAACUAUUCUUCGGUUGGCUGGGCGACAAGAUGGGAAGGAAGCGUGUCUACGGAAUGACACUCAUGCUCAUGGUUAUUUGUUCCCUUGCCUCCGGACUCUCCUUUGGAAAAGACCCUAAAUCUGUUAUAGUCACUCUUUGCUUCUUUAGGUUCUGGCUUGGGUUUGGGAUCGGCGGCGACUAUCCUCUCUCUGCAACCAUUAUGUCUGAGUACGCCAACAAGAAGACACGUGGAGCAUUCAUCGCGGCGGUCUUUGCCAUGCAGGGAUUUGGAAUCCUUGCAGGUGGCAUGGUUGCGAUCAUAGUUUCGUCCAUUUUCAAGGGACUGUACCCUGCUCUGGCGUUUCAGUUCGACCACGUGGGGUCCACCGUGCCAGAAGCCGAUUACGUUUGGAGGAUAAUCUUGAUGUUUGGCGCGCUUCCCGCUCUUGCGACGUACUAUUGGAGGAUGAAGAUGCCGGAGACAGCAAGGUACACGGCCUUGGUGGCGAAGAACGCAAAGCAAGCAGCUUCGGACAUGUCCAAGGUUCUUGAGGUUGUGAUUGAAGCAGAGGAAGAGAAGAUUGAGCAGCAAGAAACAGGAGGAGGCAACGAUUUUGGAUUGUUCUCGAGAGAGUUUGUUAAGCGGCAUGGGCUUCACCUUGUUGGAACCGCCAUAACUUGGUUCCUUUUGGAUAUUGCUUACUACAGCCAGAAUCUGUUCCAGAAAGAUAUCUUCACUGCCAUCGGUUGGAUCCCACCCGCGAAGACAAUGAACGCAAUUGAAGAGGUUUACAAGAUUGCCAGAGCACAGACUUUGAUUGCAUUGUGCAGCACUGUUCCCGGUUACUGGUUCACGGUGGCACUCAUUGAUAGGGUGGGGAGGUUUUCCAUUCAGUUGAUGGGGUUCUUCUUCAUGACAGUUUUCAUGUUUGCAUUGGCAAUACCUUAUCAUCAUUGGACUUUGGAGGGAAACCAAAUUGGCUUUGUUGUCAUGUAUUCAUUGACGUUCUUCUUCGCCAACUUUGGACCCAAUGCCACCACUUUUGUGGUCCCUGCCGAGAUCUUCCCUGCUAGGCUCAGAUCAACAUGUCAUGGCAUCUCAGCAGCUGCAGGCAAAGCUGGAGCUAUGGUUGGUGCUUUUGGAUUUGUUUACGCUGAGAACGGAAUUGGCAUCAGGAACACCCUUAUCAUCAUGGCUGUCGUUAACGUCUGUGGCUUCUUCUUCACAUUCUUGGUUCCUGAAUCCAAAGGAAAAUCUCUAGAAGAAAUGUCUGGUGAGGCUGAGGGGGACCAACAAGCUGUGGAUAAUAAUGUUGUUUAA
This is a messenger RNA of Arachis stenosperma, 1551 nucleotides long. Its product is annotated as low affinity inorganic phosphate transporter 1-like. The record is from RefSeq and is a predicted model, not a curated record. Gene Ontology annotation, molecular function: phosphate transmembrane transporter activity. Gene Ontology annotation, cellular component: membrane. Bases 1 to 1551 code for a protein of 516 amino acids. Gene Ontology annotation, biological process: phosphate ion transport; transmembrane transport. NCBI's taxonomy places the organism in Eukaryota, Viridiplantae, Streptophyta, Magnoliopsida, Fabales, Fabaceae. The transcript has a single exon.